CCUAUUCGUGGUCAUAACGGGCAAGCGGGACGCACCAGGACCGGGACAGAGCUCUCAAGAGAGAUUUAGUAUCCCGGGGACAGCCUGUGUUCUCUACCAGGCUAGACCCAGCAGACAGAUGAGGGCUUGGGAAGACUGGUGGCCUGAGCCCAGAGUAUGUUCCAGAUCCCAGAGUUUGAGCCGAGUGAGCAGGAAGACUCCAGUACUGCAAAUAGGGGCCUGGGCCCUAGCCUCACUGGGGACCAGCCAGGUCCCUGCCUGGCCCCAGAUCUCCUGGGGAGCAUCGGACACCAACGAGGACAGGCAGUCAACAGCAGUCAUCAUGGAGGCGCUGGAGCAAUGGAGAUCCGGAGUCGCCACAGUUCGUACUCCGCGGGGACCGAGGAGGAUGAAGGGAUGGAGGAGGAGCUCAGCCCCUUUCGGGGCCGCUCGCGUUCGGCUCCCCCCAACCUCUGGGCCGCGCAGCGGUACGGCCGUGAGCUCCGAAGGAUGAGCGAUGAGUUUGAGGGUUCCUUCAAGGGACUUCCUCGCCCAAAGAGCGCUGGGACUGCCACACAGAUGCGACAAAGCGCUAGCUGGACGCGUAUUAUCCAGUCCUGGUGGGAUCGAAACUUGGGCAAAGGAGGCUCCACCCCCUCCCAGUGAUCUGCUCCACAUUCCCGGAACUGUACCAGCUCUCGUCACCCGCCAUGUUGGGUGUGGGCGGAAGUCCGAGCCUUGGGGAUAAAAAGAGGAUCGCUGUGUCCCUUCAACAGGGUGAAGAGCUGGCGAACAGCUCGAGUCGCUUCCGGUGCGUGCAAUAGCCACGAAGGGGUGGUUCUCGUUGGAAAUUCUGAAGUUUCCGCACCCCCCCACCCCAGCUUCCGGAAGUGGCAACUUUUCCCCUCUCCGGUAACAGGCCGCCCUCAGGCGCCUGCGCUAAAUUGCGAGCCGGGGUAAACCGUGACUCGGCUGCAGCCCUAUCAAGCAAAUGGUCGCAACAAACGUGCUUUAUAAUAAAGCCCGCGCCUGUGC
Molecule: messenger RNA, 1014 nt
Organism: Alexandromys fortis (reed vole)
Lineage: Eukaryota; Metazoa; Chordata; Mammalia; Rodentia; Cricetidae
Gene: Bad
Product: BCL2 associated agonist of cell death
Exons: 4
Coding region: 157-645 (162 amino acids)
Biological process (GO): regulation of mitochondrial membrane permeability; extrinsic apoptotic signaling pathway; intrinsic apoptotic signaling pathway
Cellular component (GO): mitochondrion; cytosol
Molecular function (GO): protein phosphatase binding; protein kinase binding; cysteine-type endopeptidase activator activity involved in apoptotic process
Source: RefSeq, a predicted model, not a curated record